Molecule: messenger RNA, 503 nt
Organism: Corapipo altera (White-ruffed manakin)
Lineage: Eukaryota; Metazoa; Chordata; Aves; Passeriformes; Pipridae
Product: leucine-rich repeat LGI family member 4-like
Exons: 5
Biological process (GO): neuron maturation; myelination in peripheral nervous system
Molecular function (GO): protein binding
Source: RefSeq, a predicted model, not a curated record
AUGGGGGCGGAGGGGGCCGUGCUGGUGCUGCUGGUGUUGCUGGGGGUGGGGAGGGUCCUUGGGGGGGGGCCCCUGUGGGGGGGGGGGGGGUUUGGGGCACCCCUCCGGGGCGGCGGCGGCUGCCCGGGGGGCUGCGAGUGCGACCGAGAGAGCGCCCUGUGCCGGGGGGGGGGCGGGGGGGUCCCCCGGGGGCCCCCCCCCCCCCGGGCCACACUGUCACUGGUUCGGUGGCACAUCGAGGUCCUGACCGAGGGCAGCUUCCGCCACACCCCGACCCUGCAGCUGCUGUUGGUCACCGCUGGGAGCUUGGGGACCAUCGGGGACGGGGCCUUUGCUGGACUGGUGUUACUGGAGUACCUGUUCAUCGAGGACAACGAGGUUGGGACCAUCGAACCCACCGCACUGCGGGGCCUCCGGGGGCUCCUGUUCCUGAGUUUGGCCAACAACCGCCUGGAGACGCUGCCUCAGGGGCUCUUCCAGGGGCUGGAGACCCUGAGCCACCU